Messenger RNA from Lycium ferocissimum, 1725 nucleotides. RefSeq lists its product as uncharacterized. NCBI's taxonomy places the organism in Eukaryota, Viridiplantae, Streptophyta, Magnoliopsida, Solanales, Solanaceae. The coding region runs from base 1 to 1725 and encodes 574 amino acids. The record is from RefSeq and is a predicted model, not a curated record. Gene Ontology annotation, cellular component: NSL complex; MLL1 complex; Ino80 complex. The transcript has 5 exons. Gene Ontology annotation, biological process: positive regulation of transcription by RNA polymerase II. Gene Ontology annotation, molecular function: protein binding; G-quadruplex RNA binding.
AUGGGAGCUCUUCCUACUGAUUGUACUUGGAGUUUUCAAGACGACCUUUUGCUUUUAAACACUGUUAAGGCUGGUGAUUCUUUGGAAUUACUUGUGGAAUCACUUGCCAAUGGUACUGUUCAAUUUUCCCGGAUAUUUACUGUUCCAGAAAUGCAAGAUCGAUGGCAAACUCUCAAACAUGAGUUUGAGCAUUCUGCUUGGACAACACAAUCUAAAUGUAAUACGUUGAAGCGUGCAAAAGAAAGUAAAAAAUGUGUCCCCAAGAAGAGAAAAGCUGAAAGAAGCAUCCAGUCAAGUUACGAUAACAUGUGUAAGAGAAUCUCUAACGACUCAUUUGACUCUGUAAAUGUCAAUGUUCUUGGUGGAGCUGGAGAGGAUUGCAUGUUUGUAGAUCCUGUAAUAGAUAAUUUUUGUAAUACACAGUCUGAUUUUCAUGUGAUGCCUAAUGACAUUCUGGAAUAUGGUGAUGAUGACUGUAUAACUGCUUCUUCAACUUUCCCAAUUGGGCAAAAUUAUAACGGAGAUGUUUCCCUAGAAAGCUUUAGCAUUCAAGAUUUCGCCUACGGAAUUGAAGAAACUCUUCUCCCUACUGAGAAUCAUGAAACGAUUGCCACUUUUGGGGGAUCGUUUCAACCUAAUGAAUUGCCAGCUAUGGCUGGUCAGUUUGAUGGUGAUAUGACAAAUGCUUCUUCUGUGUAUGAAAGCCAGUUCUUCAGUGGUACUGUAAGUUCCUCGUCAUUUGACAACUUCGGUUAUUCAGCUAUGCCACCCCAACUGCCAGAUUGGGGUAUAAUUCCGGAUGCUUCUGUCCCAAGUCUGCCUGAUUUUGAAUAUGGCGUUAACAAUGAUGGCGAGCUAGUUUUUACGGGACUUGAUGGAAAUGAGAUGAUUGAUGCGUCUUCUUUUGAUGAUUUCAUGAGCUCACUCUUAUUGGAUACUCCUGAUGAGACUGAUAAAGGUGUAUCUGGAAUUUCAAAAGCUCAAGAUGUCCAAAUGCUAUCGUCUGCAUUGGCUGUCGAUCUUGCUUUUCCUGAAAUGCCUGGUGGAGUUAUAAAUUGCACGUUAAACACCGAGGUCCAAGAAGUUCCUAACAAUGAAAUAAAUUGCACGUUAAACACCGAGGUGCAAGAGGUUCCUACCAAUGAAAUAAAUUGCACGUUAAACACCGAGGUCAAAGAGGUUCCUAACAAUGACGACGUUUUUCUUCCAAUUAGAACAUUGUCAACAUCUUCUGCGCUGGAGGCGCAUAAGCAAUAUCUUAAGACUCAACAUCGACUCUCCUCUGUCAAUGGCUUCUCAAACAAACAGAAGGCCAGUGAUGAACGAAAUUCUGGCAUGAUGUACCAGCUUCAAGAGCGUAGUAAGAGGACAAUUAACAAGAUAGAGUGGGCUCCUGAUGCUUGUACGCAAAUAGCUAUUGCUGUUCUGCGUGGCCGUCACUUGAAAUAUUUGAUUAAAAAAACUCGUGUAAACUUAUCUACUGUUACUCAGUUACGUGAUAAGGGCAGUCCAGUUUUCCUGGGAAGAGCAGGUGAACAUGUUAAAGUUGACAUUGACUUGAGCGAAGAAGGUCCUGAUAAUCGACGGCAGGCAAUCAUAAAGAUGGAUUUGCAUGGAGUUUUUUACUUUCUGAACAUUGGUAAAAAUCCAGGUCAUGUGAACGGCUUCGAGUUGCUUCCUAACCAGAGUCUAACCAUCACUUCCGGUUCCUUAAUUACGGUAUAA